Daphnia pulicaria is the source of this 837-nucleotide messenger RNA. RefSeq names its product histone H2B.3. The coding region runs from base 63 to 434 and encodes 123 amino acids. Gene Ontology annotation, molecular function: structural constituent of chromatin; protein heterodimerization activity; DNA binding. NCBI's taxonomy places the organism in Eukaryota, Metazoa, Arthropoda, Branchiopoda, Diplostraca, Daphniidae. The transcript has a single exon. The record is from RefSeq and is a predicted model, not a curated record. Gene Ontology annotation, cellular component: nucleosome.
AUCAGUAUAAAGAAGAAAUUCGGACAAGCAGACCUUACUUUCUGAGAUUUCCAAGUCCUAGAAUGCCCCCUAAAGUAAGCGGAAAAGCUGCGAAGAAGGCCGGCAAGGCCCAGAAGAACAUUGCGAAAGGAGACAAGAAGAAGAAGCGCAAGAGGAAGGAGAGCUACGCCAUUUACAUCUACAAAGUCUUGAAGCAGGUCCACCCCGACACUGGCAUCUCCUCCAAAGCCAUGACCAUCAUGAACAGCUUCGUCAACGACAUUUUCGAGCGCAUCGCUGGAGAGUCGUCCCGUCUUGCCCACUACAACAAGCGUUCGACCAUCACUAGUCGGGAAAUCCAGACGGCCGUCCGUCUGCUCUUGCCCGGUGAGUUGGCCAAGCACGCCGUGUCUGAAGGCACCAAGGCAGUGACCAAGUACACCAGCACCAAGUAGAGAGUUCCUCUUGUUCUCUCUACAAACCAAACGGCCCUUUUCAGGGCCACCAAAUUUUAAAGAAAGGAUAAACAUCUAACUACUUUUGACAUUUAUUGUCUAAUCGAGUUCUAAACUGAACCCAUAUUGUUGAUUAGUGCGACAGAACGUUAUGAAAUACUGCGAUCAAGAGCUUUUCUCUAUCUUUCUGCUGAAUUUUAAGUUUGGCAGAUCCGGUUCAAUGCGUUGAUUUUACAUAUUCAUUUGAUUUAGAAAAUGAUUGAUAUUAAAAUUUAUCUCCGUUAGCAACUCCUUCUACAUACUAAGGAACUCUAACCAUAAAAGAUUUUUGUUAAAUAUGAAAGUUAAAAAUAAAAAUACUGCGUAAAAUCUGAGAAAACAAUAUCAAUAACAUAACAGCAUA